AUGAAACUUUUGCCAGCAGUUCUCUCCCUCACCGCUGCCCAACGAGGCAGCCAUAAUGGUCGACCAAAUGCGCGAAACCGAAUUGAUAUCCAGGCUGCUGGAGCUAUUGAAUAUGGAGUCAGGCUGUCCCCUCCACAGAUCGCUCAUUCUUGCGAGUGGGCCUACCAAGGCGAGAACAACCGAUUGAUCCGAUGCGAGCGAGGCGAAACCCUCAGGAUCACCAACGCCUGGUACGGACGAGAAAACAACCAGAUCUGCAACGUCCAGCGAGGAACUGGCCGACUUUACAACGCUGUUGGAACUUGCAAGUCAGAUGCUACUCAGGUCAUCAAGGACCGAUGCAAUGGACGACGACAGUGCAAUCUCUCCUUCUCCAAUGGCUUCGUUGGCGAUCCAUGCUACGGAACCACCAAGUAUCUCGAGGUUACCUGGCAAUGCGCAGCCCCAGUUGUUGCUCCAGCUAUUGACGAAGAUCGUCCAACAGGGUACGAACCAGAGCCAGAAAGGGCUCCAAUGGAUAUGAUGGACAAGAAGAACAAGAAGAUGGGCAAGAAAAUGAUGUAA
Oikopleura dioica is the source of this 564-nucleotide messenger RNA. Lineage: Eukaryota; Metazoa; Chordata; Appendicularia; Copelata; Oikopleuridae. The record is from the annotation of a GenBank genome assembly.